AUGCUUGCUGGGUCGGGCCACGAUCGCGAUCGCGACACACAAUCUUUCCCACAUAACACGCGCACGACUCACCUCAACUCGAUAUUAGCGCCCUACCAAUCGGUGGUCCCCGCAGAAAUGUCAAACGUCGCGGAAAAGGCCCGCUUCUUCCUCGAGCGGAGCGUGCCUCAGCUCCGGGAGUGGGAGGAAAAGGAAGUCUUCUCCAAGAAGCGAAGCGAUUUCGAAUACCGUAUCCUCGCCCAUGGCUGCCAGCCCACCGACUUCUCCCAGUACGCCAAGUGGGAGCAAUCGCUAGACGCCCUCCGCCUAAAACGGUGCAUUCGGCUCAAGCUCCGUGGCUAUCUCAACUCUGCCCACGCCAGUCAGUCCCGAAUUCUCCAAAUCUACGAGCGUGGUGUGGAAAGACACCGCUUCGCCCGCCCGCUAUGGAUCGAGUACCUCGACUACAUGGCCAAGGUGAAGGCGUCCAAGCGGUGGAGGAAGGUCAUGACUCAGAUGCUCAGGCUCAUGCCCUCCGAUACUGCUCUAUGGGUCCUCGCCGCGAGGAGGUCCGCCGGCCACGGGGAUAUGGCGACGGCCCGCAGCCUAUUCAUGCGGGGGUGCAAGUUCUGCGCCGACGACAGCGCGGUGUGGAUUGAGUACGCCAGAUGCGAAAUGGAGUGGUUGCAAAAGAUGGACGAGAAGAAGAAGAAGACGGGCAAGAAGUCCCAGGAUGUCAUCAAGGAAAGCCAGGUCGACGAGGAGGAUGAGCUCCGCCUUGGCCACAGUGACAGCGAGGAGGAGGAGGACAUCGACGAGGACGGCAGGAUUGCCCGUGACCCAGACGCCCUUGUCUCCAAGCCCAAGAAGGUCUUUACCGCAGAAACAAAGGAGACGCUCAACAACCCCGCCCUCAAUGGUGCGAUCCCGAUAGCCAUCUUCGAUGUCAGUCGCAAGCAGGCCUUCUUCUCGCCCGCGGUCGCGGAAUCCUUCUUCGACAUGUUUUCCACCUUCGUCACCACCGUCGUCGCCGGCCCCAAGAUUCUACAGAAUACGCUGGACGCCAUGCGGGACGCCUAUCCCGCCGCGCCCGAGACGAUAUAUUGCUACAUUCGGGAACCGAGCGUGGAUGCGACGAACGACAAGCAUGCCCUGCAGGCGAAGCUCGUCGGAUGGGUGGAUGCGGUGUUGGAGGUGGAGGAUCUGGAGCCGGGAAUCGCCAAGGUUCUCGAGCACAUGAAGCUGGUAGUCUCGAAAUAA
Molecule: messenger RNA, 1239 nt
Organism: Parascedosporium putredinis
Lineage: Eukaryota; Fungi; Ascomycota; Sordariomycetes; Microascales; Microascaceae
Source: the annotation of a GenBank genome assembly